Molecule: messenger RNA, 1626 nt
Organism: Populus euphratica (Euphrates poplar)
Lineage: Eukaryota; Viridiplantae; Streptophyta; Magnoliopsida; Malpighiales; Salicaceae
Exons: 2
Coding region: 24-695 (223 amino acids)
Source: RefSeq, a predicted model, not a curated record
AUACUGAGUUUGAAUUCAUUUGUAUGUUGGGCAAUCAAGAUCAGAACGACAUCACAUUUCUCAACACUGGCAUAUCACCGCUGUACCUGCAUCCAGAAAUUACAGAAUUAUGCAGCCAUACAACUUUACCUGAAGAGCUGGUGUACGAAGACGGUAACCAUUUGGCUUUGGUAAUAUAUGAUAAUGCUGGGGUGGCUACAACUGAUCCUAGAGAGGGAGAUGUGCAACAAGUCGUGUGUAUGCUUGAAAGUGAUGGGUUGGAUCAGGAGAAGGGUUACAAUAAUGGAGAUGUGAAGAAGAUGGGCCGGGUAAAAAAGCAGAAGCCCUUCAGAAUGGACCAAUAUAAGGGUAAUAGUAGAAGCUCAAGCAUUGGGCUGUCUUUCGCAAAUUUUGUUAUCCCCAUUGCAGACCAAACUGAACUCGUUGAUCUAGAAUUGCAAAAUAGGAGAUCUCAAAGGAAUAAAGCAAAGAAGCUGUCACGUAGAGCACCGACUGUCAAGAGAAGAAAACCACGAAAAAUGGGAAAUCAAAGUUCCAAGAAAACUGAGUUAGGCAUAAUUGAUUACUCUGUCUCUGAUAAUGGAAUCGUGAAUAGAAAUGUCAUUAUUCGAUCUGGGAAGGAAAUAGCUGGCGAAGAUGAGGGAAGAAGCAACUGCUUGCUGGGAUGUGGGAAAAGCGGUAUUGCAAGUCCAUGAUGAUAGCCAUCUCAUGACACAGACACUGCAGAGCUUUAUAGAAAAAGAACAGGAGUGGAUGAGAAGGAAGGAGCAGUAAGGAUGCUGUUUCUGUCUCAAUGAAGGUAUGUUUAUUAAUCCUUGGUAUGGGUAGUAUUAUUAUUUGGAAUGCGUGUGGUAUAGGAGCCAGAGUUAAAAAAAGAUGUGUGAGGAAUCUUAUGCAAAAAUUCAGUCUAGAUGUUCUGGGUAUUUUGGAAACGAAAUUGGAAAAUAUUAAUGACUGUAUUAUUAAUUGGAGUUGGGGUAGAGUUUCUAGGGAUUGGUAUGAAGUACCUUCCUUAGGUCUUUCUGGGGUAUCCUAUGCAUAUGGAACCCAACUUCUUUUUGUGUUUCCAAUUGCUCUGUUGCUAUGAAUGGUCGUAUUCUUCAUGUUGAAGGUGUGUUUUCUCGUUUCAAUAUGGAAUGUUUGGUGUCUUUUGUAUAUGCCCCAAAUGAUGGCUCUCUGAAGAAGGAACUGUGGGAAUACCUUGCUAAUUUCAAAAGCAGCGUUAGCAAGCCAUGGUGUCUUGCAGGUGACUUCAAUGAAACUCUUUUCCCAUCAGACAGAAAAGGAGGCUCUAGAAUAUCUUCUGCCAUGAUAAGUUUUAAGAAUUGUAUUGAUUGUUGUGAUCUUGUUGAACUUCCUUUAAAAGGGAAAAAAUUUACGUGGUCUAGGGCAAAUGUUGCAAGUCGUAUUGAUAGACUAUUUGUGUCGGGUGAUUAGCUUCAGUCUCUCCCAUCUUCUACUCUGUAUGGGUUGUCGAAGAACUUCUCUGAUCAUAGACCUCUGCAUAUGCUAAUAGAUUCUACAAACUGGGCCCGAAGCCCUUCCGGCUUAUGAACUGCUGGUGGCUCAUAUCUGGCUUUAGAAAGAUGAUUCAGGAUUAUUGGAAUUCAACCUUGACAAUCGAUG